Lycium barbarum (goji berry) is the source of this 672-nucleotide messenger RNA. RefSeq lists its product as uncharacterized. The record is from RefSeq and is a predicted model, not a curated record. Gene Ontology annotation, molecular function: RNA-DNA hybrid ribonuclease activity; nucleic acid binding. Bases 1 to 672 code for a protein of 223 amino acids. The transcript is spliced from 2 exons. Lineage: Eukaryota; Viridiplantae; Streptophyta; Magnoliopsida; Solanales; Solanaceae.
AUGUUCUUCGAUGGGGCGGCCAACUCCAAAGGAGUAGGCGUUGGAGCAGUUUUGAUUUCAGAGUCAGGCCAGCACUAUCCUGUUUCAGUGAAACUCAAGUUUCCAUGCACCAAUAAUAUGGCGGAAUGUGAGGCUUACAUUUUUGGCCUCAGAAUGGCUGCUGAUAUGAACAUACAGGAACUUCUGGUUAUAGGCGACUCAGACUUGCUGGUUCAUCAAGUGCGGGGCGAAUGGACCACUAAGAAUGUGAAGAUACUUCCAUACCUGUAUCGCAUGAAAGAUCUAUGUAAGAGAUUCAUCAAGGUGGAAUUCAAACACGUUCCAAGGACACAGAAUGAGUUCGCGGAUGCUUUGGCCACCUUGUCCUCUAUGAUUCAACACCCAGACAAGAAUCUCAUAGAUUCUAUCAUGGUGAAUGUGCACGAUCAGCAUGCUUAUUGUUUCUACGUAGAUGAAGAACCUGAUGGAGAGCCGUGGCAUUGGCACGAGAAACUGCCGUUAGCUCUCCUCGAUUAUCGUACUACUGUGAGGACUUUAACUGGAGCAACACCUUACCUUUUGGUCUAUGGGACAGAGGCAGUGUUACCCGCGGAGGUGGAGAUACCAUCAUUGAGAAUUAUCCAGGAAGCUGAGUUGAGCGAUGCUAAGUGGAUACAGAAUCGAUACGAAUAA